Myripristis murdjan (pinecone soldierfish) is the source of this 818-nucleotide messenger RNA. It is a transcript of the gene crabp2b, whose product is annotated as cellular retinoic acid binding protein 2, b. Gene Ontology annotation, molecular function: lipid binding. The transcript has 4 exons. Bases 116 to 544 code for a protein of 142 amino acids. The record is from RefSeq and is a predicted model, not a curated record. Lineage: Eukaryota; Metazoa; Chordata; Actinopteri; Holocentriformes; Holocentridae.
CAACCAGCUGAACCAAGACAGAGGCAGACACGGACCACCGGAUGACACACGAUCUGCACUUCAACUAAAAUUUCUGUUUUCUGCCAUCGUCGUUUUGAUAACCGUGUGUGUUGAAAUGGAGACAGAAAUCACAGAUUUCUCGGGCAAAUGGAAAAUGAAAUCCUCGGAGAAUUUUGAAGAACUUUUGAAGGCAUUGGGUGUGAAUGUGUUCCUGAGGAAGAUUGCGGUGGCAGCGGCCUCCAGCCCCUCAGUGGAAAUCACCCAGCAGGGAGAGAGUCUGUCCAUCCAGACGUCCACCAGCGUCCGCACCACUCAUGUUUCCUUCACCGUCGGGCAGUCCUUCAACGAGACCACGGUGGAUGGACGCCCCUGCACGAGUUUUCCAAAGUGGGAGACAAGCAGCAAGAUCAGCUGUGAGCAGACUUUGCAAAAAGGGGAUGGACCCAAAACAGCUUGGACCCGUGAACUUACCAAUGAUGGAGAGCUCAUACUGACUAUGAGCGCUGGGGAUGUUGUGUGCACCAGAGUUUAUGAGAGAGAAUGAGCAACUUCCGGGACUGUUACACAGUACUUCUGUUUUGUGCCUCAUGUAUGGUUUACAUUUACUCUUUCAUUCUUCCCAGCAGUCAGAUUUUGGUCAAAUCUUGUCAAACAGCACACUCUGGGGAAAGGCAUCAGUUUACAUGAACGUAUGCUGGCACUGUAAUUGCUUGUUUUAUUGUACAUCUUACUGCUCUUCCACCAAAGCUGCAUUUACUCUUUAUGUAGCACAUAGAGAUGUCAUACAUUCCUUGUUUUUACAACUUUGUUACAGUAUC